Molecule: messenger RNA, 7130 nt
Organism: Mobula hypostoma (lesser devil ray)
Lineage: Eukaryota; Metazoa; Chordata; Chondrichthyes; Myliobatiformes; Myliobatidae
Gene: mfsd6b
Product: major facilitator superfamily domain containing 6b
Exons: 7
Coding region: 602-3034 (810 amino acids)
Biological process (GO): antigen processing and presentation of exogenous peptide antigen via MHC class I
Cellular component (GO): plasma membrane
Source: RefSeq, a predicted model, not a curated record
CGGCCCGCAGACCUUUCCCCCACGCUCUCUCUCCCUCCCUCCCCGCAGAAGCUGCCUGACCCGCUGAGUAUUUGUUUUGCUUCAGUCUCUGCUGAGGGAAAAAUAUGAUUCCUGCCACGCUGGGGUCACGUCUCCGAUGAGCCUCACGGGGCCCGUUGGUUCAAGCCGAGUAGCAGGCGCUGGGUGAUUGCCCUGGGCGCGGUAGCUGCGCUGUGCCCCGCUGCCACUGCUCGUGAUGCAUUGUUCAGCAGGGUGUCGGGUGUGUCCUGCCUCGCCGAGGGUGCAGCGCUGGCUUCCUGCCUCUGAAGCUCAAUCGGAACUUCAGUGAGACAGGUGUUCGGGCCCAGUCUAGCCCCAACGUCUCCGGCCUCAUGUGCCAUUAAAAGCAGUUCGCCACCGGGAGGGUUCCAGCUGCGGAGGCGAGGGGGUGCUGCAUCUACUGCUGGCGCCGGUAUGGGCGCAUUCAGAGCUGCUAUGUAAACCGAGACGCCGACUGACAGGAAAAGAUCGGCUCCUUUUACCUUCCUGUUCGGGGUAAGAUCUGUCAACCUCCUGGGUCGAGCCGGGUAUUAUUGGAAGUUGAGCAUCUCACCAAAUAACAAUGGCGAGUGAAGACAAAGUUGCCAUCCUUUCUGAUGAUGAAGAGGAACAAAAGACAAAAUAUAUUCUUGCUGAGCCUUUCAACACACUAUCAACUGAAGUAAGAAAUGAAUCCUCCCCCACUCCUGCUCAUUUAGAAACAGAAACAACAGAAGCAGAGGAACCCGAUUGGUUGGAGAGACGUUGCAUAAAGAUUAGUGAUGACCUUCUUGUUUCCAAAGUAUUCUACUUCUUCUUCUAUUCUGGCUAUGGAUCACUAAUCCCACUACUGCCAGUGUAUUAUAAACAGCUUGGCAUAUUGGCCAGCCAAAGUGGACUCUUGGUGGGAAUAAGAUAUUUUAUAGAAUUCUGCAGUGCACCUUUUUGGGGAGUAAUUGCAGAUCGAUUUAGAAAAGGGAAGGUUGUCCUUCUCUUUUCACUUAUGUGUUGGAUUGUUUUCAACCUUGGAAUUGGUUUUGUGAAACCUGCCAGCAUAAGGUGUGAAUCAAGGAAUCCACUACCUACCACAGCAGCUCCAAAUGUCUCCACGUCCUCAAUGAUUUCUACUGCGAUGACUACACACCACUCAACUCAAAACAACUCCAACAAAAGUCGGAUACAUAAAAGAGAUAUUUUACCAAGUCAGCCUUUCAGAUAUUUUGGAAACCAUGGUAUUUCUUUUACCUUGUUUAAUGCAGAACAAGAUCACACCUUGCAGAAAAGAUCUGCGCCAGGUACUGACAAUUCGACAGCAAAUCCAAACAGGACAUUGUACACUACUACCACCUCGGCCUCAACAGUGAAGACAGACAAACAGAUCACUUACAACUUGAAAGAAGUUGAAAAUAUUUUCCUACUGAUUCUGUUGGUUAUUAUCAGUGGAGAGUUUUUCAGUGCUCCUGCAGUGACUAUCGUGGACACCAUUACUUUACAAUAUCUCGGCAAACACAGAGACCGAUAUGGAUUGCAGCGAAUGUGGGGCUCCUUGGGCUGGGGCUUAACCAUGCUGGCAGUUGGCAUCUCGAUUGACCAUACUCACAUUCAUGUUGUUAUAGAAGGUGAUGGCUGUCAAAUCACAGAUUAUAAGAACUACAGAAUAACUUUUAUUGUUUUUGGUGUUUUGAUGUCUUUAGCAUUGAUUGUAUCAACCCAAUUCAGAUUUGAUUACAGUCAUUUAAAAGCUGAAGAGAACAAAAGAGAAGAUACUAUCGAAAUUCAGCAAGUGGCUCAGAAUUCUUCAGUGGGAGGUUCUGAAGUCAAUGGCAAUGCUGAAGCUUCCAGGGGCACAGGGAAAAAGACAUUUGAAUUUAAUGUGCUGCUGAAAAUGAUUUGCAGUGUGCAAUAUGGUUCUGUGCUAUUUGUAGCCUGGUUCAUGGGCUUUGGUUACGGCUUUGUAUUCACAUUCCUCUACUGGCAUUUGGAAGAUCUGAAUGGGUCAACUACACUCUUUGGAAUCUGCUCAGUCCUCAGCCAUAUCUCAGAACUGACGGCCUAUUUCCUGAGCCAUAAGCUGAUCGAACUGGUGGGUCACAUUAGGGUACUGUACAUUGGACUGGCUUGUAAUACAGCUCGUUAUUUAUAUAUCUCGUAUGUGGAAAAUGCAUGGUAUGUUCUACCUAUGGAAGUGUUACAAGGUGUUACCCAUGCAGCAGUGUGGGCUGCAUGCAUUUCUUAUCUGAGUUCAGCCGUCCCUCCUGCAUUGAGAACUUCUACUCAAGGAAUUCUACAAGGGCUGCAUUUAGGUUUGGGCCGAGGCUGUGGUGCUAUGGUGGGAGGAGUAAUGGUGAAUGCCUUUGGUGCUCAACAAACGUUCCGUGGCAUUGGAAUGGCCUCUUUAGUGAUUCUCCUACUUUUUGCCUUGAUCCAGUGGUUGGCAGUGCCCGAUGAAGAUGAAGAGAAGAAGAUGCUGGCAGAACGGAUUCCAGUUCCAUCCAGUCCUGUUCCCAUAGCAACUAUUGAUCUUGUACAGCACCACUCGGAUAGCAUUAUGCCCCAUCUUGAAACUAAACUCCCUCUGAAAAAGACCAAGUACCAAGAGGAGCAGGAAGAUGUUACAAGACCAGCCUGGACUGUCAGCUCAUCGCCUUGGGUCAAUAUUGUGUUUGCCCUUUAUCAAGUUGUGGAGAUGGCAAAGCUGGCGAAGACAAAUGCACCAAUUCAGCAUCAAGUUCUACAGGGGGCCAGUGACCACCCAGUACGCCCAGACUCUUGGCCGGUUGGGGUCUCAGCACAGCCUGAACCUCCACCUGUUUGUAGCAAGCAAACAAAGUCAGAAGUCCUCAUUGCUACCUCUAAUCUGGAUGAGCAGGUCAGUGUAAACCCGGAGAAGGAAAGCAAUCAGCCAGAGUUGCCUAGGAACUUUAUCCCCUUGCCAGGAAACGGAAACCCAAAUAUUAAUCCAGCUUCACCUCACCAAACAAGCACUCAACCAAGUCAGAAGGACACCUCUUCUUGAUUAAACUAAAGGAUUACUUCAGUUGCUUUAAGAACAAUGUAUUCAAUUUUCCCUUAAGGACUCUUAAAGAAAACUACACAGUGGACAUUUUUUCAAGAAUGCCUUGUUCCGCAGUAUGUCCAUGUUGUCAACACAGCAUUGAAUGGCUUAUGUGUAUCUCAGAAAUGAGAAGGUUCUACCUUGAUUGUUUUUGUUGUGUAUUUAUGAUAUCAGUAGCAGAUGUAAGUGCCUGUUCAUGUGCAAAGCACAUAUCUUAAUAUGAAAUUCUGUCUAUCCAAAAUGCUCAGUUUGCCUCAAUUUUUAAAACCCUGCACUGAGACGUUAAAACGUAGCUAUAUUAAUUCUUGAUGAAACAAACAUUGUACUUGUAAACCAAGAUGUCAUUGCAACGUACAGGAAACAAGUCACAUCAGUAAAGUAUAUUUUUGUUAAACAUAUCCAGCUCAGAAUGAAAAUUUGAAAACUGAGGCCAGAGCAAAGAAGCUGUUUGUUGUCAAAGAGUAUAUCUGUCCAAAUGAUUCUGGGCAUCUCUUAAGUACGUGCUUGAAAUACUGGCUGAUGGAAAAAGUCUUCUUUCAACAUGUUGUUGCACUAAGUAAUAUCUGUAUUCUAAUAUCUGAUGACAGUAAGAGUUAAGAAAGCUGCUCUUGAAGUUACUGAUGGUUUGAUGUUAUAAUUCUUGCUGUGGUUUCAGCGGUUGGUCCAUUUUCAUUUGAAAUGUACAAAGUAAUGUUUCAAUAUUUUUGGUGUACAAUUUUGGAAGCACUGAUACUAAUUCCCUGAGACUAAAUGUUUUGAGGAAAAUUCUCCAAGUUUUUCUGGUUUAGAAUUUUCUCUGACAAUUAAUUAAGAAUCCACAAUAUAGCUUUAGUGGCCAAAACUAAACUGCCUAAACCAAUAUUUCUUCUCUUAUCCUAGAACACAAAAGAGAUAAAAGUUAAACAUUUGAAAAGAUCUGUUCAUCUUUGAGAAAACGAUGGCUGGAUUUUGCAGUUAGAUCUUGAGAGAAUUUGCCCAUAAAGAUCUUCCAGUCCUCUAUAUGACAUCUGUUGCUAUCAUUAGAGGAUCCAAUGCAUCCAGAAUAUCAUUGUACUAUGUUGGCUGAGCAGCCCAACCACAGUACAAGAAUUCUCAGGAAGAAAAAAAUGUUUAACCAAUAAACAAUGAAUCAUUAUUAAAACAUCAACUUUUAGUUGAAAAAAAAACUUAAUAAAAUUACUUAAGAUAUUUAUGUGACAGAAUUUCAUUUUCAAGUGCAAAUAAUAAAAUUAAUUUUGGUAUGGGUAUGUUCACUGAGCAAUAACUGGUGUAGUGAUCCGUUAAUGACUUUGUUAGAUCUCAUGCAACAAUGCACAAUAUUUUUUGGAGUAUUCUACAUUGAGUCCAGUUUGUAAAUACUUAACAUUUUCAUAAAUUCAGCUAAUUUCCCUGAUUGCACAGCAGCCUGGUGAUGUGAUCCCAGUUUAUUUAAUGAUUUCCACAUUAAAAAUACUCAUAAUUUUCGCUGCUGUCAAAUUUGCACUGCAAGGAAAGUGAAUGCUGAUGGUGUCAACUUCAUCAUCACACAAAAUCCAGCCAUUAAUAUGGAGUUGUAAACUGCACACAGAUGAGUCAACAACAUGCACCCAAAGAUCUGAUGUUUCUAAAAUUUGUAUUUCCUUGCUUAUAACUGAAAGGAAAUCCAAAUUUUGUUAGGAAAUGUCUUUGAAUUCAACUUUCAUCUUAAAUCUCGGCAGUAUUUCCCUUGUAUUGCUAAGGCAGGUAGAUUUGAGUUUGAAAAUAACAUUUUUAUGGAAGAGUAAGUCAGAAUAUAAAUAGUAGUCUUGGUGGUGGUUGGGAGUAGGGGGUAAGGGCUGCAAGAUUUACAAUGAAUUAGGUGGCACAGCAACGUAGCGGUUAGCUAAUGAUCUACAGUGCCAGCAGUCCAGGUUCAGUCCCCGCUGCUGACUAAAGAGUUUGUACGUUCUGCCCAUGACCGUCUGGGUCUCCUCCCACAUCCCAGAGACGUACAGGUUCAUAAGUUAAUUGGUCACAUGGGCGUUAUUGGCAGCACAGGCUCACUGGGCCUGAAAGUGUCUCUUACUAUGUUGUAUCUCCAAAAAACAAACUAAGGCGACUUGAAGGAGAGGGAACUAGAUUAAAAAGGAACUUUAACCUAAUACUUGAUAGCUGGUAGUCAUGCACGUUUUGGAAAUUAAUGACAGUUGUGGGAAAUCCAAAGUAACUUGAAGAUUUAUUUUAAAAACUGAACAAUUUUAUACCCAUGCAGUUGAAGCCUCCUCCCUGUCAACACAUAGGCUUCAAGUCACAAUAAAUUGCAUCUGAAUGUUUGAUUUGGCAGCAAUGAGGAUUGACUCAUUUUUGCUUCGAUGUAGGCAGGGUGUGGAGACUGCAGAUACUGGAAUUUCAAGCAAAAUGAAAACAAAUCACUGGAGGAACUCAGUGGGUCAAGUAGUAUCUCUGAGGGAGAGGCAAUGUCGAUGUUUUAGGCCAAGAUUCUGCAUCAGGGCUCAAUGCAGGGUCUAAACCCAAAAUCUCAACAAUUUCUUCUGUCUCCACCCCCCCCCCACGCAGAUGUUGCUCAACCCACUGAGUUCCUGUAGUUGUUUUGUUUUGCUGUUGGUAGUUUGUAAAAUAGUUGGUGCCUUCAGUCUAUUAACACAGUAUUUAAAAACUAUUGAUUUUUGUAGUGCUUUUUGUGUGUUAAUAUUUUGGGAUUGUUUCUGUAGAGUUAUAAACUAUUAUUGAAUUGUACAGCAAAUGUGUUAGUGCUGAGAAAAUUGUUAAAUUGAUCAUUUUAUUAAUAAAAUACUGUUUCAAGAAGGAUAUGCAAUUGCAUUUUAUACUUAAAAUGAACUAAAAGCCAUUUGUAACAAAACAAAAAUAUUGAUUAGAAACAAUUUGACAAAUGUUUUCACGCUGCAAGUCUUAAAUGAAAGUGGAGUCUGACACGUUCAUGUAAUCAGGAUGAAAGGAACUAAACUUGUACAGGUGAACACUAAUUUUUAGUCCACCCACAAGAGGGAGCUGUUACCUCAGAAUGUUACAAGUGUGGACUGCCAUCUCCAGAGGUAGGAUAAUAAUCCACAUUUAAUUACAAAUAACUUGUGUAAUGAGACUACCAUUUCAUUUCAUUAUUCUAAAGAACAGCAACAGAGAUAGAUUUUCAAAGCACAAUGGAUCAUGUUUUGGCUCAUGAAUAAUAACUUAUAAUUUGGAGAGAGCUGAUGUUAACAACGCUAUUUCUCAUUCAUGUUUAUUUAUAUAAACUUCAUUCUCCAACAGCCUUAAACUCUAAUAAUUACAUCACUUCUCUGAAAUUCCAGUUAAGAAGAAUGUGGCAUAAUUAAAAAUAAAUUUUCAAAAACUAUUUUGAGUGUUUAUUUCAAAUAUUUCACAACUUUGAACUUUGAACUUGAACUUAGAAGCGGCUGUGCUCCUUAACAACAGGUACUCCUGUUUGAGUACUGUUGGGGGGGACAGCUUACCCGGGGGAAGCGACAGUGGCCGUGCCUCCGGCACAGAGUCUGGCCCUGUAGCUCAGAAGGGUAGGGCAAGGAAGAGGAGGGCAGUUGUGAUAGGGGACUCGAUAGUAAGGGGGUCAGAUAGGCGAUUCUGUGGACACAGUCCAGAGACCCGGAUGGUAGUUUGCCUCCCUGGUGCCAGGGUCCGGGAUAUUUCUGAUCGUGUCCAAGAUAUCCUGAAGUGGGAGGGUGAGGAGCCAGAGGUCGUAGUACAUAUAGGUACCAAUGACAUAGGUAGGAAAAGGGAUGAGGUCCUGAAAGGAGAAUAUAGGGAGCUAGGAAGGGAGUUGAGAAAAAGGACCACAAAGGUAGUAAUCUCAGGAUUACUGCCUGUGCCACACGACAGUGAGAGUAGGAAUGCGAUGAGGUGGAGGAUAAAUGCGUGGCUGAGGGAUUGGAGCAGGGGGCAGGGAUUCAAGUAUUUGGAUCAUUGGGACCUCUUUUGGCGCAGGCGUGACCUGUACAAAAAGGACGGGUUACACUUGAAUCCUAGGGGGACCAAUAUCCUGGCAGGGAGAUUAGCGGGGGCUACUGAGGUGACUUUAACCUAGAAUGGUUGGGGGGUGGGAAUC